Messenger RNA from Aspergillus glaucus CBS 516.65, 1032 nucleotides. RefSeq lists its product as uncharacterized. Lineage: Eukaryota; Fungi; Ascomycota; Eurotiomycetes; Eurotiales; Aspergillaceae. The transcript is spliced from 3 exons. The record is from RefSeq and is a predicted model, not a curated record. Bases 373 to 1017 code for a protein of 214 amino acids.
CUAUGAAUUCCUGGGCAUUAGUCCUGACGAGGGAGCUCUCAUCAUUGUUCGUCCGGAUCAAUAUGUAUCCGCGGUCAUGGGUCUGGAUGAUUAUGAGGAGAUUGGAAAGUUCUUUGGAGGAUUCAUGCUUCCGCAGGAGAAGGAUUUGCCUGGGAGUAAGUUGUAGAGGGCUUUAGAGCACCGUAUAUAGUAGGUAUCACAUGACAUACUUAGCGAGAUUGUUUUUUCUUGAUAUCCGAUUUGCUGCAGUAUCAUAAUACAACCAUCCUUACAGACAAAGCCACUAUUAUUAGCAUCGCUGUUCAUCCAUACCCCUCGCAUUUGAUAACAUCACCAGAUUAAGCCAGGCGUCAUCUCAAAAUACCUGGCAACAUGAUAUCCUUCACAUUCGCACCUCAUUUAGCCCCCUUCAAUACCGACCUUCCCACCUUCUCCGCCACCAAGCCCGGCUUCACCGACUUCGGCGUCGGCGGCUUCAUCUUCUCCAUCCUGCCUCGCCAUGAAACAACCAAUACAAAGACACCAGAAGCAAAAGUCCUCCUCUUGCAACGCUGCCUCUCAGACUCCUUUGGCGGAUACUGGGAGGGACCUGGCGGGGGUCUUGACCCGGCUACUGACAGGACGGUUCUGGAGGGUUCGGCGAGGGAGGUGCUCGAGGAGAGCGGAUUGCAUAUAUCGAGGUUUGUGGAUCUAGUGGCCGUUGAGGAGUGGGCGAGGAUGAAGCUGGAUAGGUUGCAUGUGGUUGCUAAGUUUACGUUUUUGGUCGAGGUUCAUGAGGCUGGUACUAGCACUGGGGAUGCUACGGAGGGGAUAGGGGAGGUUUCUGGGGAGUCGAUUCAGAAGCGAUGGGAAGAUGGAGUCAAGUUAGCAGAAAGAGAGCAUCAGGCUUACGCGUGGGCGACGGAGGACGAAGUACGGGAGGGAUUGGAGAAAAGAGGGCCUUAUCGGUUUGUGAACCAGAUGGGAACGAGUCUUCUUAAGGGGUUCGAGAUGGUAAAACACUUGAACAGUAGGUAGACACAUAUCGUUAUG